Molecule: messenger RNA, 2293 nt
Organism: Cucurbita pepo subsp. pepo (vegetable marrow)
Lineage: Eukaryota; Viridiplantae; Streptophyta; Magnoliopsida; Cucurbitales; Cucurbitaceae
Source: RefSeq, a predicted model, not a curated record
UCAACUUCACUCCUUGGUUCAUAAUAUUAGGUAUGUGAAAAUUACACCUAUCUUUGCUCUCUAUAUUAGUCUCUUCAAAUCCACAUUAUACAUUUAUAUUUCCAUCAAGUAAAAGUUCAAUUCUAUUGCGUUUGGUUUUGAAGAGUGGGAAUCCGAAUGUGAAAUAAAGUUGAUUCAUUUGUCUUAUGGUGUAACAAUCAUCCCAAAGAGUACUUUCGGCUACCGUCUUUGAGUAGGCUUAGUAAGACGAUAAUUGGGGAAUCUUAACGAGCAACUGGGAGAGAUAGGAUAGCAGACAGUAUUUUGAAGUAGGUGAAUUGAAAAUUUGAUCUAACCUCUUCAGACUUAUCGAUAUGUUUUUGUGUACUAAAACUGAAAGUUAGAGAAGUUAGCUUAAGGCUUCAUCUUCUCCAACCAAACCACACUGUCAAAUCCUUAGAAAGGAUUCAGGCUAGCCAACUUAGAAGGAAACUUUCUGCUAACUGAUAUGCUUGAGGAUAAAAAUGAAAACCUUAUCUUUGUUUGUUUACUCAUCUAAGUAUUCCAGACAUGUUAUGUUAACAUUUCUGUUCUUUUUAUUUAUUUAUGAAUCUGCCACAUUUUUAUAAUGGAUUGAGAGAAAGUUGAAUCUAUACUAAUCUGAUUUUGUUUCAUUGUUUAGCCAUUAAUUCUUUCAAUUUUUAACACAGCUCGGAAUCAAUCAGAAUGUGGAUUUUACGAACCGAAAUCGUGGCCACAUUGUUCACCACUGACACAUAGCAAUUUGGCAUGAUUCUUUGUGGGAGUUCCUAUUCAUGAUAAUGCAAAAGUAUGGACAUAGCCAUAAAAUCUGCAACCUUGCUUGAAAUCUGAACUGAGAAGAAGAAUUGAAUGAUAUUGCCUGAAAAACUUGCACACAAAAAAACAAAGCCCCUUUUGAUUCCAUAUUGGAUGAUCCCAACAAGCAUCUUCACUUUAGUAUAUUCUCUUUGGAACAAAAAAGGCAUCCAUUUCCAUGACCCAUGUAAGAUAGUAAGUGGCUUGGCACCAACCAACUGCCAUGAGGGGAAUUUUAUAAGCCCUUAGCCAAACUCACUAGAUAAGUACUUUGGAAGUUACUUAAUCUCAAUGAUCACAACUACCAAUUCAGCCUCUGCUUUAACUAAAACUUCCAAGUUUUUAUCUCUUGGACGACAGAUUCUCAAAAGGACAACUGAUGGCAUUUUUGUUGUUGUUGUUGUUGUGUGUACUUACUUUAUUAUCUAAAUGCAUUGUAGGCUCCAAACUUAUCCUUGGGAACAAUUGUCUACUCCAAGAGAUGCUCAGCUGAGGAACAAGGUAUGUUUUUGUUUUAUUAUGUGGAAUUAGUAUGGUAAUUUAUUGACUAUACUUUCUUAGUUAUUAUAUAAUGUAGAAAUGUCUUUGUAUAUACACAUUUAAUCUGUAUUAUAAAUCAUAUAACUUGUAUGAUAAUGUGGAAUGACUCAAAAAGGAUAUAGGAUAGACUACAAAAGUUUGGUCCUUUUUAUCCUCUCAAAAAGAAAAAGUGAGACAAAUUAUUGUGCAUUUGAUUUGAUUUAUUCUUUCUCCCCUGCUACCUACUUGCCCUAUGCCCUAUGCCCUAUGUUCUUCUUCAUCUAUAAAUACUUUCCUUUACAUGGUCUCUCUUGAGUAAUCAAGUUUAUAGCUCAAGAGAGGAUUGAAAGAUCAAGAACUCAUCCAUUUCAAUUCUUCUCUUUGUGGAAAGUCAUGGAGUUCAGGAAGUUGACAGUUGAUGCAGAUUUUGCUACAAGUCUUUUUAAUAGAAAGGAUGAGAAAUGUUUUAUCCCUCAUCUUCUUCACUUUAGCGACGUAUCGUGUUCGGAAGAUUCAACUAGUUCAAUUGGAUCGUUGUCAUCGUCGUCGUCGUCAAGCCUCUGUGACGACGAUGCAUUAUCGUCAUUUUCAUCUUCGUCUUCGUCGUCGUCGUCUUUGUUAUCUCAAAGAGAAGUUUGUGAGGAACAACAGCUGCUUUCUAUCAAAAAAGGGUUGUCAAAAUUUUAUGAAGGGAAAUCACGAACCUUCUCAUCCUUAUCCGACGUGAAAUGCGUAGAAGACUUAGCAAAGGGAGAUAAUGAUUAUAGAAAGAAAUACUCUCGAAUUACUCCCAAGGCUACCAUAUUAAAGAAGCAUGGAAGAGCCUCUCUUGCAACCUUAGCGUCUAAGAUGGACAUUUCACUUCGCCCCGAGUAAAGGGAAGCUCGAACUAGUGUCAAUUUUAACGGGCGGUUCUUACUUGAUACGGGAAAAUGAUGAAAUGUUUUUUUGUUUUUUU